CCUCUUCUUGAUGAAGCCACCAGAAGUGGAAGAUGAUGGCCAGAAUGGGCAAAAAGAUCAGAGCAGAGCGCCGCCGCCUGAACAUAUCCAGGUUCGUCUUUCAUUUUCCUCAAAUUUGACUUCAGGCUUCCUGUUCACCCGGAGUUCGAGGGCACACGGAAGUCCUACUUUCCAGAAUUCUUUCUCUAGACAGCACACACCUUCAACGUCCAGCACGUACCCACCGAGCCAGUCCGCAAGUUCGCCCAGCAGCGCUGCCUCUCCGGUGUCACCGCCACAGAAUUACCGACAACAAUCACAAAUAGCAGGAUCACCAUUCGCGCAAUCCCCUCAAUCAUCUCAGUCAUCUUACACAUAUCCGGCAUAUACCACCCAUCCGUCUUAUGUGCCGGAAUCUACAUACGCCUAUGCUUCACAAAGCCAAGCUCCAUAUACACAAGCCAGUGUAGCUACACACGGCGAGCACUCGGGAUACGCUCAUCACCAUGGGAGACACUCGACAACAGAGAACCCAUACCAAAGCCGCAGUGCAUACGGUAGUAGCGCAAAACAGCCAACGGUAUCGCACCAGACGUCUCCGUAUGCCACUUCGCCCUACACGACAGCACCUUACACGACUACCACCGCGCCAACAUACUCUUACGCACCUUCCCCCCAGUAUUACAGUUACCCAAGCUCAGGUCCUUGA
Molecule: messenger RNA, 688 nt
Organism: Periconia digitata
Lineage: Eukaryota; Fungi; Ascomycota; Dothideomycetes; Pleosporales; Periconiaceae
Source: the annotation of a GenBank genome assembly